AUGAACUCGGCCAGGGACACCGACGGCCAUGGCUCGCACACAGCCUCAACGGUGGCUGGAAAUUACGUUGACGGCGUAUCGUUCUUUGGGUAUGGGAAGGGAACGGCAAGAGGGGUUGCUCCGAAAGCGAGAUUGGCGGUAUACAAGGUUGUUUGGGACGAAGGUUGUUAUACUUCUGACGUCAUUGCCGGAAUAGACCACGCCGUCGGGGACGGCGUCGACGUGAUUUCAAUUUCUCUGGGCUUCAGCACCUCUGCUUUUUACGAGAACCCCAUUGCAAUAGCUUCGUUUGGAGCCAUGAAGAAGGGCGUUCUGGUAUGCUCGUCCGCCGGAAACAACGGCCCGUUUCUUGGCAGCUUGGACGACGGAGUCCCGUGGUCUUUGACAGUCGCCGCUGGGACAGUUGAUCGGUCUUUCGCUGGAACGGUGACGCUCGGCAAUGGGAUCACCAUAACAGGAUGGACCAUGUUUCCGGCGAAUGGUUUGGUGUAUAACAUGCCUCUGUACUACAAUAAAACUCUGGCGUUGUGUGACGAUCCGAAUCAGUUAGCUUUGUCGCCGUACGCCGUCAUAAUAUGCGAGAACAGAGGCCGAGCCUCCGUUUUGAAGCAGUUACGGCGCGUGGCGAGGUCUAACUCUGCGGGGGCAAUCAUGGUCUCCGACGAUCCCUUUUUAUUUGAGCUUGGAAAGGUUCCGUGGCCAGCUGUUGUAAUAAGCCCGAAGGAAGCGCCGGCGUUGAUUAAAUACGCGAAAACUGCUGAAAGCGCUACCGCCACACUGAAGUUCCAGCAGACCAUUCUGGGGAAAAAGCCGUCCCCGGCGGUGGCUGUGUACUCCUCGAGGGGCCCGUCGGCGAGUUCUCCGGGCAUUCUUAAGCCGGACCUUAUGGCUCCUGGUUCGCUGGUCUUGGCAGCUUACAUCCCCAACGGCUUCGCCGCCAAAAUUGGGGGAAACAUAGACUUGGCCAGUGAAUGCACCAUGAUGUCUGGCACCUCCAUGGCGUGCCCUCACGCCGCUGGCGUGGCGGCGCUGCUGAAAGUGUCGCACCCAGAAUGGUCUCCGGCCGCCAUCAAGUCGGCGAUGAUGACGACAGCAAACCCAUUUGAUAAUACCCGUAACCCGAUCCGGGACAACGGGCGGAGCCACAGUUUUGCUUCACCACUAGCCAUGGGUUCGGGCCAUAUUGAUCCGAAUCGAGCUCUUAAUCCUGGCUUGGUAUACGAUACAGACCCACAAGAUUACGUCAAUUUGCUCUGCACCAUGAAUUAUACUCACAAGCAACUUUUGACUGUCACUAGAUCGAAGCGGUACAAUUGCACCAACCCAUCGCCCGACGUGAACUAUCCUUCGUUCAUUGUUUUGUACACUAGCGAGUCCUUAGGAAAGACAGUCAUCAGAAGGUUUGAAAGGAUUGUCACCAACGUCGGUGACCAUCCGAGAAGCUAUAGAGCUGAAGUGACCACACCGAAGGGUUCAAGAGUCACGAUUCGCCGGAGAUAUUGA
This is a messenger RNA of Thlaspi arvense, 1503 nucleotides long. The record is from the annotation of a GenBank genome assembly. Lineage: Eukaryota; Viridiplantae; Streptophyta; Magnoliopsida; Brassicales; Brassicaceae.